This is a messenger RNA of Bactrocera neohumeralis, 1809 nucleotides long. It is a transcript of the gene TbCMF46, whose product is annotated as dynein regulatory complex subunit 3. NCBI's taxonomy places the organism in Eukaryota, Metazoa, Arthropoda, Insecta, Diptera, Tephritidae. Bases 112 to 1809 code for a protein of 565 amino acids. Gene Ontology annotation, molecular function: protein binding. The transcript has 7 exons. The record is from RefSeq and is a predicted model, not a curated record.
GCAGUUUGAAUCAUGUAAGGGUCUGACGUUCGUUUAAACUCACCGAAGUUUCGUUAGUGUAUUGUUAGUGUAAAGUGAUAAGUUUUCAAACAAAAGCGAAAAAACUCAAGCAUGUCCGAAACUAAUAAACUUGAUAAUCUGAAAUCUUUGGAUGAAAUUAUAUAUCCCGAAAUCGAACCUGGCAUCAUCAGUAAGCAAAUGAUUGACAAAGCUUACCUGGAGGAUGGUAAGCAAGGAGAAGCUGCACGUCUACAUCAAAUGGAGCCGGUAGUGUAUGAACGUAUCUUUGUGCUCAGGCUGGAGUUUAAAAAUAUUCUACGCAUAGAUCACUUGUGGAUCAUGCCAAAUUUAACGAAGCUUUCGUUAAAUUGUAAUAAAAUCGAAGUUAUUGAACACAUCGAUAUGUUGAUUGCACUGAAAGAACUCGAUUUGAGCUUCAACUAUAUCGAACGUAUUGAAAAUAUUGAAAAACUCGUUAAUCUCGAAGUGCUCUCACUUUUCAAUAAUCACAUCACGCAUAUACAAAAUUUAGAUACUUUGGAGAAGCUGGUGAUACUGAGUUUGGGCAACAAUAAAAUCAAAACAACCGUGGGGAUUGAAAGAUUUCGAUUUCUGAAAGACCUGCGCGUGCUCAAUCUGGAAGGUAAUCCCAUAGCAAAAGAAGCCAACUUUCAAAUGGAUCUUUAUGUGGCAGCUGUGCUACCAGGAGUUAAAUAUUACGAAUAUAAAACGAUUUCCGAAGAGAUGCGACACAAAGGUCGGGAACGAUAUUAUCGAGAACUGCGCGAAAUUGAAGCUAAUGAGGAGAAGGAAAUAAUAGCCCGCGCCGCUAAGGCCAAAGAAGAAUACGAUGAAAAGCGUUUGGCUUCCAGUUUUGUAGAAUAUCUCAACGAACACCAAUUGUACGAAUCCUUGUGGAAAGGUGAUGAAGACGGUUAUGCACUGCUCAAAAUCGGCCAGCCUGCCACUGACUUAGCCGAGGAGUAUGACAACGACAUCUACGAUGUAACGCAAGAGAUUUAUAAGUAUGGCUUGGAACGCUACGAAGAACGUGAAUUAGAAAUUAAUGAGUUCAAAGAGAAUUUGGAAGAAGGGCAACUACAGAUACAACAAAUGGGUCAGGAUGUAAUCGAAGACUUUCUACGUCAUAAGGAACGUAUUUUUGAGCGAGCAACAGCAGUACUAAAAGCGUUGGAACUGCGUACACUACACGGUGAGGAUGAAGAGUCACCCGAAAGCUUAGAACUGAUCGACCAAUUUGAUAAAAUUACAAUGCAGUUUGAUGAUAUUAUCAAUGAAGUAUGGCAACAGCUCAUGAGUCAGGAACUGCAUUUGCACGAGAGCAUAGAGGAGUCCACCGUUAAUUUUCAACGACGCAUACAAGAGAUGAUGGCUAAAUUUGUGGAGCAAGUGCAAACAUAUUUCGGACAAUUGCGUGACAUUGCUAUACACUUCUCGGAGAAUAUGACCGAAGUGGCCACACAUUACAUCAACACCAAGUUGGCACUGCAAGAUUUCGAAGAUGUACCGCCAGAACUGCUACAUUGCAUGGAGGAUCGUGAAGCCAUACUAAAUUUGAUCGCCGGUAUGAAAGAUGCACACAUACAGCGCAUUGAUGAGCGCGAAGAUCGUUUGAUGGUACGAAGCAGAGAUUUCAUAGAAAAUAUGAUCGAUGAAUUAAACAAUGACGAGUUGGAGCGCAACAGAGCUAAAAUUCUUGAAAUCAAUUCCUUUCUCGAAUUAAUGUCGGAUUCCUUGGCAUCACUACACACUGAAAUUCGCGAGGCAAUAAUGAAUGAGGAAGGGUAA